Molecule: messenger RNA, 771 nt
Organism: Parasteatoda tepidariorum (common house spider)
Lineage: Eukaryota; Metazoa; Arthropoda; Arachnida; Araneae; Theridiidae
Biological process (GO): regulation of mRNA splicing, via spliceosome
Cellular component (GO): spliceosomal complex
Molecular function (GO): RNA binding
Source: RefSeq, a predicted model, not a curated record
CUCUGAAAUUUUUUUCUAUUCAGAUAGGAGAAAGAGAAAAGAAAAAAUCACGCCAACUAAAAGAAAAAGAUAAGUCAUCAUCUCCAGAGAGGCCAACUAAAGAGCCAGAGAUAGUCUCCGGAUACAAACGUAGUUCCCAACCCCAGUCUGACAGAUCAUCUUCACCAAUGGCAAAUGCUAGUGACGAGGAACCAAGGAAGAUAGAAAAGAAAUUAAAAGAUGUUGAGAAAGAGCACAAAGAGAAGAAAAGAAAGGCUAAAAUGACUGAAAGCAGUGAUGCUCAAGACUCAGAUGCUGAAGUUACUAAGAAGAAGAAGAAGAAACAUAAAAAGCAUAAGAAGCAUAAAAAACACAAGAAGCACAAGAAGAAUAAAAAGGAAGAGGAGGCUUCCGCAUCAGAAGACGAAGUUGAACGUAAAUUACGAGAGCGAGCCCUGUUAUCUCUUUCAAAAGCUCAAGCUGCAGCAAGAGAUGGCGACACAGAUAAAGGGGGACACAGUUCAUCAUGAAAUAUGUAAUCAUUUCCAUUGCCAUACUUUCAUUUAACGAAGAAAAGAAAAAAUGAAUUUUAGAAACCACAUCUAAACUGUAAAACAAAAUUUGGAAACUUAAUGAACAUUUGUUUCUCUAGUUAUUUUGCUCUUUGAACUUUCUUUUCAGUAUUUUGCUUCCAUAAUUUUUAUUUAAGUUACUUUUUUUGUUUGUAAAAUUUAGUUGCAAUUAAUAAUUGUAUAUUUUAAGUUACAGUAAAGCAAAUCAUGCAUUUCUUAA